Molecule: messenger RNA, 3692 nt
Organism: Plectropomus leopardus (leopard coralgrouper)
Lineage: Eukaryota; Metazoa; Chordata; Actinopteri; Perciformes; Serranidae
Gene: mych
Product: myelocytomatosis oncogene homolog
Biological process (GO): regulation of DNA-templated transcription
Molecular function (GO): protein dimerization activity; DNA-binding transcription factor activity
Source: RefSeq, a predicted model, not a curated record
ACUCUGUCUGCCCGUAGCGGAGAGGAAAUCUGACAGGAGAUAAACACCAUGCUGCCCUGUUCCAACUUUAAUUUCACACGCAGAAAAUCUCACUCGAGCUGAUAGUUGUAGCUUGACCUCUCUGUGGACUUUACUCGGAUAUUUUGGACGUUUUCAUCGAGUUUUUCUUCAUUUUGAAUUUCUCUCCUGUGAGGACUGUUGAAGAUUCUACAAAAAUGUUGCAAAGCUUCAGUCAGUCGCAGGACUGGCUUUACUCAGAGCCGCUGCUGUUUGACGAUGAGUUCUGCCAGAGUUUGAUGAAGGACCUCCAGUCGCUGCCGACCCCCCCUCAGUCCCCGCCGAUGAAGACGGGGUUGGGCGGCAGCAAGCCCCUUUCCAAGGAGGACCAGCUGAGCUAUGUAUCGGACAUCCUGCUGGAGGACCACGACAUGCAGCUCAACUGGAACUGCGACUUCUUCCACUCUGAUGCUGCUGAGAAGGAGGGCAAGCCCAGCCAGCCCUGCUCCCCGCUGGAGGAGGGUGGCGAGGACUGCCUGUGGCAGUGCCUGGCAGGCGACAAGAGCCUGGAGGAGAAGCUGGUCUCGUCGAUGCUCGGCUCCAGCCCGCUGCUGUCUGACAUCAACACCAGCAUCUUUGAGGAGAUCGCCGGCUCUACGCUGGACUGCCAGAACCUGAUGGACACUCAGGAGCCCAGCGAAGCCACAUCAGACUACGGUUCAACAGGCGGCGAGCUGUCCACCUACUCAUCCAGCGACUCUGAGGAGGAGAUCGAUGUGGUCACUGUGGUGCGCUGCUCCUCCAGCCCCUCCCCUCGGCAGUCAUUGGCUGACCAGUCUGGCCGUCAGCAGAAGCAGGAAGAGGAGCAGCGAGCUCUCCAACGCCACCACUUCGAAAUCCAGCUGCAACACAACUACGCCGCGCCGUGUCCCGCCUCGCCGCCGCCUUCAUCCGCCUCCUCGUCCAACAAGCGCUCGCGAGGGAGCGACGGCUCGUCACGUUUCCACCACUCUUCUCGCAGCUCCUCUUCGUCGUCGUCAUCCUCCUCGUCACGGUACAACUACCACCACUCCUCGCGGAACUCAACAGAGACGGAGGAUGAGGAGGAGCGGCGGCGGACACACAACGUGAUGGAGCGGCAGCGGCGCAACGAGUUGAAGAACUGUUUCGUGCGCCUUCGAGACAACGUGCCCGAGCUGUCGCACAACGACAAGGCAUCCAAGGUGGUGAUCCUGAAGAAGGCCAGAGACUGCAUCUACGGCCUGGAGGACGAGGGCCACAGAUUACAAUCCAAGAGGGACAAACUCAGAGCCAAACAGGAGGAGCUGAAAGCGAGGCUGGAGCAGCUUCGCAGCUAAUGGUCCAGGAGCGAAACGUGGGGCAAGUUUUAGCUGUUAAAGAGACAAUAGGGGGGCGAGGGUGGAUAAGGGAAGAGACUUUGUACAAAGACAGGGGGUUGGGUGGGGAUAAGGGAUGGCGUGUCAUGCUGAAAAGAGCGCACAAAGUUUGACAUUUCAAGGACUUGAUGGUAACAAAUAUCUCUGGACUGCUUCGAGUCACACCUGCAACCGUUGCCAUGUACAAACACGACACACUCAUUGCCUCAGAGUUGAUCAUUCUCAUGCCUUGACUGCUGACUGUUGUAGAGAGUAGGAUGUUUUUUUUAAGGAUGGAGCAAGCAGAUUUAUUUUUUAUUUUAGCUUGGCUGAACGCACACUGAAAGACAACGACAGCAUCACUUUGCUUAUUGUUUCUUUAUUUCAUCCCAUUUGGGAAUCUUUGCUCUUGGGGAUGCCAAAUGGUGCAAGACUGAAGCCCUCGUUUGGCCGAAUAAUUGGAAGCCACAUCAGAGUAGUUGUUGAAUGAAACUUGAAUAUUGUGUUUUCAGGACGUCUUAUAGCCAUACGAACCAGCGAUCCCUCCACUCUGACAGGUGUUUGUCUGAUGGCGGCUUCCAAAUUAUUCGGACAACUGCACUUCUGUCAAUUCCAGUUAAUUUUUUUCCAAACCCCAAUGCUAUUUGACAUUUUUUUGAUCAGGAAAAAUGUUCUUCAGUGUGCUUUCAGCCCUGUUUGGCCUCAGGCGGACCCUUGGGCCCAACACCACUCUAUUAUCAGGUUAAAGUGUGUCAAUGACAGUACUGUAUAGACCAGGUUUGAUACUGUACACAUAACUAUGCUCGGCCUCGGCUCAGUUCACCACCAGCUCGGUCCCCUCAGAGUAUGUGUGUGUUUUCUCCAGUUGAAAACAUGAAAAAUGAUUUUUAAGUGUUUGUCUUCAGUAAAAGUGUUUAAAGGUAGCCAUAUUAAAGCAUUCAGGUUGUGAGGAGACCGAGCCGGGAGGCGGACUGAACCCUGAGCUGCGCUGUCGUAGCAAAUCAGCCAAAGUCGGGAUGGAAACCAAUGCAUAACACUUGAUUCAUGCAUGUAUGAAUGGAGCGACAGACGGAUGGCGUCCUGACAUUAUUUAAAGGAGCUAGUUGGAGGAAGCUGCAGCAGCAGCAAUACUGUGAUAUUUAGUUCCAUUUCUCACAGAGCAGCCAUUUUUCUAGUGUAAAUCAAGAAAAAAGGCCCACAUAUUUAUUAUCAGACGACCAUUAAUCCAGUGGAAUUUGUCUAAAUAUCAUUGUGAUUUAUUCGUCAGUGGCCCUCUUUGAUCAAACCUUCUUGGAAAAUAAUCGAUUCUCUAAAAAAUUCUAAAAGUUUGAGGCUGUUGAGAAUCACAUUAUGACCCUGAAUAUGCUGUAAUUAAGUGACAAAUUGAUCAUGAUCUUAAAGUUUAAAGUGACAAAAUGCAUUUUCCCUUUUAAAAAUAAGAUUUUAACCAUGUACGUGUUACGUGAUUCAGGCCACUGACCAACAUUCCCGUUUUUAAAAGAUAGCUGGCCCUCACUGGAGCCACAUUGUGCUCAAUUAAAAAUGAUAUUUCUAAAUACACAGAUACAAAAUAGCAGCCAAAGAGAGGCAUGGUACCAGGUAAUAUUUAAAGAAAAUUAAAAAUAAAUGCUGUACAUAUUCGCCAGGAGCCUGUUGUAUCUCAGGUGACUUGUUGAACUUGUACUUAAAGCUGUAUCUGAAGUUUGAAAUAUCGAUCAUGGAUUCAAAUGUUAACUGAAUGCUAUUUUACGCUAAAUAUCAAUUAUUGCCAAUGUUAUCCAUUGAUGUGCUGUUUGACACAUGAAAGCAAAUGUUUUCCAUUUGCACAUUUCAUUACAAAUGUCUUAAAAUGCAUCCUGUUUUGUAUCGAUAGAGUUCUUCCUCCCUCAGACUGAGUGUACUUGAACAGACCCUGGUUGAGAGGAAUAAUGAGAUUGGAGGUUUUUUGGUGUUUAAACCUGUUCUGCCUUGAAAUGAUUUCUGUUCAGGACUUUUUGUUUCCUGUUUGAUUAUGUCGCCGUCUGAUUAAAACCUCAUCUGCUUCCAACAGUUUUUUUAUUCAGGGAGGCUUUGGCUUCCCGGUUUUUCUUCCAAACAUCUUCCAGUUUUACCUUCUUUUGUGUCACAGUCACAGAGAACCACCUCCUGAAGUUCAGAUUCGAAGGUUUUAACCAGACAGCCGGGAUGAUUUUUGUUCUUAGCAUGAUAAAACCUACCUCCACCUGGCUGCAGUCUGGCCUGUAAUGUUUUGAGUUUUUUUUCUCUCUUUCUGGUUUAAAUAUUGUACAGAUUUUUCUUUUUUUAAAAAUGUAAAUAUUU